Messenger RNA from Candidozyma haemuli, 3423 nucleotides. Its product is annotated as poly(A)-specific ribonuclease. The transcript has a single exon. Gene Ontology annotation, cellular component: PAN complex; P-body. Bases 1 to 3423 code for a protein of 1140 amino acids. NCBI's taxonomy places the organism in Eukaryota, Fungi, Ascomycota, Pichiomycetes, Serinales, Metschnikowiaceae. Gene Ontology annotation, biological process: nuclear-transcribed mRNA poly(A) tail shortening. Gene Ontology annotation, molecular function: nucleic acid binding; protein binding. The record is from RefSeq and is a predicted model, not a curated record.
AUGCAGAGCCCGCUUUCGCUUUAUAGAUAUACGAAGUUUCGAGCGUCGCCACGUGGUGACCCGAUUCUUCAGCAGCUCAACCAUCAGAAGGGUAUCUUUGCUCUUUCCAAGUCGUCAAUUACCUUUAACACAAGAAGAGGCCUUAAUAAUGCAUGCUUGACACAGCUGCUGUUUAGCAGCGGCUCAGAUAAACAGAGCUUUGGCGAUUUGACGUGUAUGACACUGGCAUAUUCUACUUCUACUGAUAUCAUUGCGGGAGGGAAACGCUCGUUGUUGAAAAUUGACGUGAACAAGCCCUCAAUUGUACAGCAUUACGAACAUGGAAAAGAGCUCCUGUUUGUAAAUCACCUGUCGAAGAUGCUUGCGCUUGGUAACACUUCCGGUUCGGUUGACCUUUUCGAUCCAACAUCUAACGAAUUGAUUAAAAGCUUGUCUGGCCACAGUGGCCUUCUUUCCGACCUUGAUGUGAAGGGAAACUAUAUUGCAACUUGUGGGUACUCUGCUCGUCCAAAGCGGUACGGUACAUCCUCCGCAAGCUAUGUCGUUGACCCGUUGGUCAACAUCUACGACUUGAGAAUGAUGCGUGCAGUUUCUCCAAUUCCAUUCCCAGCUGGAGCCAGCUUCGCCAAGUUCUACCCUAAAUUGCCGAACAUCGUCGUUAUUGCAUCUACAUCAGGCCAGAUCCAGUUUGUCGAUAUGUACGACCAGCUGCAAGUGCAUUUAUACCAGGCCGACUUGUCAUCUCCUAACAAUCCAAACAGUGUCGCUGCAGCGACCUCAUCAUACAUGCUCAAUUUAGACGUCAGUGAUAAUGGUGAAUUCCUUGCCUUCAGUGAUGGCCAUAACACCAUGAGUCUAUGGGGUAUCAACACUGGCAAUUCUGGAAAUUUCGUCAACUAUCCUACCUCAUUAGAUCUUCCCGAAGUUGCAUCCCAACCAUCUGCUAAUUCCGUCGGCAUGGACGAGUCCUACCCACUCAAUUCAGUGGGUUUGCCCUACUAUAAGGAAUACCUUGCAUCUUACUUCCCAUCGGAACGAAUCUUUACGAAAGAGCUCCUGAAAACACCAGCAAAAAUUGAUCAAGAACUUCUAGAUUUAAGUGAACGCAAUCCGGGGAAAAUCUUACCUUACGAUACAUCCAAAUAUGGUCCUCGUAAUGUGAUCAAGGACGAUGAGGAAGACCACACGAAAGCUCCGGUGAAGGACAGAAACAAUAAUACCAAGCCAGCUCUUCUUCCAAAGUUUAUCAGUGAAAGGAGUGCAACUGCUUCUCCUAUUCCAAGAGAGGCCGAGAGCUCACCAAAUGCUAGCAGUGUGACUUCCUUCUCUGAAGCUACUCCCUCUAAUGACAUCAACCAACAGCAUUCUCAAGCAACGGCAUUCGAAGAUCAAAAUGAUCCAGAGACUAUCUUUCAACAUAAAGCUCCAUACACCAACCAGGUUCCAUCGUGUUACAGUCGACUUGAAAUUCAAUAUUCUAAGUUUGGUGUCGAUGACUUUGACUUUGAGUACUAUAACCAGACAGGUGGACUCUUCUGUGGUCUUGAAAACCAUCUUGAUAACUCAUACGCAAACUCAUUGAUUCAGAUAUACAGAUUCCUGCCAAUUUUUUACAGCGUUGUUACUGGAGGACUUCUAGAAGAAUGGCUUCCUAACUCGUCUGAAGUUAUCAUUGAUCAAGAGAAUCCUCAGGGCUCAUCGGUGUUGAACGAGCUUGGCUAUUUGUUUGACAUGAUGCAUAAAGCAGGGGGAAGGAACGUCAGCAUCAACAACUUCUCGCUGAUCCUCAGUGGAAGCCCGGUUGCAAAGGCUCAUGGGCUCGUCGUUGAAGAUGAUGGUAAGUCUCUCAAUGCUCGGGAGUUACAGAUGUUGCUCGUUACAUUCAACAAGUUUUUGGUAGAGUCAGUCAUUAAUGAUUAUGCUAAGCAGUUCGGGCUUUUCCUACAAGAUAUGACAUCGAUGCAUUAUGAGCUUAAUAUCUACACCAAUACUGGUGAGCUUAUAGAAAGACAGAAAGGAAGUCAGGCUACUUUAGAUUUGAUGACCCCUCCAGCUAACGCAUUGAAUAGAUUGGGUGGUCAUGGUGCAACUUACACUCCUCCGCAGGCGGCUCAUUCAAAGAGGAAUUACAGUUUGCUUACUUACCUUGAGUAUUCCUUGAACCAAAGCAAAGUCUUGCCUCCUUCGAACCUGAACCCUUAUCCUUUGGAUGUCAAGCAGACACUCACGAAAUUGGGUCCUAUCCUUCUGAUCAACAUACCAUUUACCGCACAGGAAUACGAGCUUCUAAGGCAUUACAAGAAAUGGCUUGUACCAGAGUUUUACACCACUGUGGGCAAUAACCAAAAAGUGAACUUCAAGCUGGUGGUUACACACUUGAAUCAGCCUACAGACAAAUACGAACUUCUCGGCUAUUCUUGUCAGAUUAACCACGAUGCCAGUACGGCUCCCGGUAAGCAUAAUAUGGUAUCAUACAUCAAGAUUAAGUCACCAGCAUCAGGUAAAGAUCAAUGGUUCUUGUUCAACGAUUUCUUGGUGAUGACGGUGCCAGAGGAGGAAGUGUUCAACCUUUCAUACAGUUGGAAGAAGCCGGUCGUCUUGGUAUACCACAAUGUUGAAAGUCCACACAAUCAAAGCUUCUCUUACUACGAGAUUGAAUUUUUCCGUUCUAUUCAGAGAUUGGAUGACUCUAUCCUUUACAAGGAUCAUUUUGCAUGCGGCAUAAGAGAGGGAUACAAGAGAGAAUACGAGCUUCUUACGAAACAAGAGGCUCCUGAAGUUGGUAUGCUUGUUGCGAUAGAUGCUGAAUUUGUCUCGCUUAAGCCAGAGGUUGCCGAGAUCAAAUUAACUAGCAAGAAGAAGAUUGUACGUCCAAAGAUGCUUUCUUUGGCUAGAAUAUCUGCAUUGAGAGGAGACGAAGGCGAGAAGAACGGCAUUCCCUUUAUUGACGAUUACAUCGUCCAUACGAGACCGAUUUUUGAUAACCUUACUGAGUUUUCAGGUAUCGAAGAUGGUGACCUUGAUCCUAAGAAGUCAACGAAGACCUUAGUUACUCUCCAAACAGCAUACAGAAGGCUUUGGCUCUUGCUUAAUUUGGGUUGUACAUUUGUUGGUCACGGCCUCAAAAGUGAUUUCAGAUGUAUUAACUUGCAAGUUCCAAAAACACAGAUUCGUGACACUGCUGAGCUCUACUACUUGGCAGACUUCAAGAGAAAGUUGAGUCUUAAGUUUUUGGCUUACGCAGUGUUACAAGAGUCGGUGCAGACGAGUAACCACGACUCAAUUGAAGAUGCUAAGACGGCGCUUUUGUUGUACCAAAAAUACUUGGAUCUCAAGUCCAAGGACGCUUUUGACAGAACCUUGAGACAUGUUUACAACAAGGGCUAUAAUCUUCGGUUCAAGGUGCCAGACCUGGAGUACUGA